AUGUCCUCCAACGUCACCCUCGUCGAUGACUACCUUGCAAAAGGGACCUGGAAGACCGCCGAAAAUGCCAACUCAACCUACUCUCAUCAAGGCCUAAUGCAGUACGUCUCGAACCAAAUCAUUUCCCAGUAUUGGCUCGAAAAGAUCUAUACUCCCGAGAUUCGACAAUUCGACGCCGAAAACCGCUUUCAUAUCCACGAUCUUGGAUUUCUCAGCGCGUACUGCUCCGGCUGGAGCAUCGAGGAUAUUCUGCUUCAAGGAUUUGGUGGCGUCGAGAACAAAAUACAGUGUCGGCCUGCUAAGCACCUCAACACUGCCCUGAAUCAGAUUGUCAACUUUCUGUUCACGCUGCAGGGAGAACUUGCAGGUGCACAGGCUUUAUCGAGUUUCGACACGUACCUUGCACCUUUUAUUCGCAGCGACAACUUAUCCUACACGGAAGUCUUCAAGUGUGUGCAAAGCUUUGUUUACUCGCUGAAUGUCCCAACUCGAAGCGGCUUCCAGGCUCCCUUCACCAACUUGUCGCUCGACUUGAUAUGCCCAGCACGACUUGGUGACCAGUGUGCCAUCAUUGGUGGUGAACUGCGAACUGAAUGGAUUUACAAGGACUUCCAGGAAGAGAUGGACAUGCUCAACAAGGCUUUCGCUGAAGUCAUGAUGCAAGGUGACGGAAACGGCAACAUCUUCUCUUUCCCUAUCCCGACUUACAACAUCUCUGAUGGAAUUGACUGGGACUCACCUCGCUGGCAAUCCAUCUGGAAGAUGACUGCCAAAUAUGGUGUUCCAUACUUUGCAAACUUCAUCAACAGUGAUCUUGAUCCCGAAGAUUUUAGAUCCAUGUGUUGUCGGCUGAGACUUGACCUUAGCAAACUUCACUGCAGAGUUGGAGGUCAAUAUGGUGCCAGUCCACUGACCGGUUCUAUUGGAGUUGUUACCCUCAAUCUGCCCAACCUUGCCUACCGAUCGAAGGGUUCCAAAGAGACGUUCAUGUCUGAGCUGGCUACCACUUUGAGGGUCGCAAAGGACUCAUUAGAGAUCAAGAGGAAACUUGUCGAUGCAAACUCGACUUUAUAUCCUUAUGCUGCGCAUUAUUUGUCAGCAACAAAACAUCGUACAGGGUCAUUCUGGACAAAUCACUUCAGCACUAUUGGAGUGAACGGUAUGAACGAAGCCUUGGUUGAUCUUCUUGGUGAAGGUAUCGGCGAAAGGAAAGACUUUGCUCUCGAAGUUCUCGAUUUUAUCAAGGAUCAACUGCAAGAGUUUCAAAAGGAGACCGGUAACCUCUACAAUAUGGAAGCUAGCCCAGCAGAAAGCACAUGCUUCAAGUUUGCCAAACGAGACAAAGAGCUGUUUCCAGACCGCGACAUCCCAACUUUCUAUACAAACUCCACGAUGUUGCCUGUUGACACUACAGAGGAUCUCUUCGAGGCUAUGAGUCACCAAGAGGAGCUUCAGUGUUCAUACACUGGUGGAACCGUUUUCCAUGCUUUCCUGGGUGAACAACUACCAAACUGGAAGCUUGCCCGAGACUUGAUCAAGACAUUAACUACACGGUAUCGUAUUCCCUACAUAACGCUCACGCCAACAUUCAGUAUUUGUCCUGUUCAUGGAUACCGGGUAGGCGAGCAGCCAGAAUGCACAGCAUGUGGAGAGUUGACACUCGUAUACUCUCGCAUCGUGGGAUACUUUCGUCCCACCCGUGACUGGAACAGAGGUAAGUCGAAGGAGUUUGUGCAACGCAAAGUGUACAAGUACGAGACCGGCCUUCUCCCUGAUACCAACUCUGAGUCUGUUCAGCUUGAGAAUCAGGUCGCUGCGAUUCACGAUCUACCCGUGGCCGGAUUUAUCAAGAGCACUUUGAGCGACUACCCAGGCAAGGCCCAAGCAUCCAUCAUGUUUACCUCUCGUUGCAACUUGGCAUGCCCCUGGUGUCACAACGGUCCACUUGUGCAAGGCGAGUGCGACGACGUGACCUUACUUGAUGUCUUUAAGCACCUCAACUCGACGUCGCACAAGUGCCUGGUCGUCUCAGGCGGUGAACCAACGAUACACAAAGGGUUACUUCAAUUUUUAAGGAUUCUCAAAAAUGCGGGGAUAAGCGUCAAGCUUGAUUCAAAUGGAACAUCCCCUGAUGUUCUCAAGCAGGUCUUUGCAGAGAAGCUCGUCGAUUUCGUUGCGAUGGAUAUCAAGUGCGCUCUUGAGAACUACAAGCGUGUCACUGGUAAAAAGAUUAAGCCAAAGCUUCUCGAGACCAGCAUUGAGCUUAUCAAGAUGAGCGGGGUGCCGCACGAGUUCCGUACCACAGUCGUACCAGAGCUUGUAGACGUGGAAGAUCUUUUCGAGGCGAAGCGACUGUCUGGGGAGAAGUUAACUGUGCAGCGAUUCAGGAACGGCGAUACUGUUCUGGAUCAAAGUUUCAAGGGUCUACGAGAGCAUACUGAUGGAGAGUUUGAUCGAUUGGUUAGUCAGGUGGCAUAG
This is a messenger RNA of Fusarium pseudograminearum CS3096, 2478 nucleotides long. RefSeq lists its product as uncharacterized. Lineage: Eukaryota; Fungi; Ascomycota; Sordariomycetes; Hypocreales; Nectriaceae. The transcript has a single exon. Gene Ontology annotation, cellular component: anaerobic ribonucleoside-triphosphate reductase complex. Bases 1 to 2478 code for a protein of 825 amino acids. Gene Ontology annotation, molecular function: ribonucleoside-triphosphate reductase (thioredoxin) activity; iron-sulfur cluster binding; ribonucleoside-diphosphate reductase activity, thioredoxin disulfide as acceptor. The record is from RefSeq and is a predicted model, not a curated record. Gene Ontology annotation, biological process: 2'-deoxyribonucleotide biosynthetic process; DNA replication.